CUUCUAGAUCAGUUAUGUCCCUUGGACGAGUUCUCUAAUGUUUACUGAAUCUUGAAACGUAAAAAUAAUUUGGAGAAACUGCUGCUGUCAGAUGCAAUUUUGAUAUUCAAACAAUUUAUGAUUUGUGUUUUAGGUUAAAAGCUAUUCAAAAUGAACGGAAACGUACCAAAUGACAUAAAGAAAAGGCCAGCCGCUGCAGAUGGGCUGACUUCACCAACAUUUGCACCUGCUAAGUUGAAAUUCCCUAAACAUAUCCACAACCCUACUGAUGAUAAAUUUCAAGAAAUUGCUGAGUCUAUGCUUAGGAGAAAAACAGAUGGACCAGAACUUCAUUAUAAAAGCUCAGCACCAUAUGAGAUAGACGAAUAUCCAAUAGAAGAAAAUGAAAGCAAGAAUUACUUUGAGAGACAGCUGAGUACAAGACCUACAGGAUCUUUGGAGCAGAUAGCUGAAGAAAAGCCAGACUUCAAGCUCAACCUUCCACCUUGUCCACAGAGUGCAAAAGAACCAAAGACCAGAGAAAGUAAUACACCAAAGUUUCCAUUUUUUGAGGACACAUUUUCUGAGUUUCCAGAAGUUAAGGAGGAAUAUGACCUUGCCCCUGAUUUCCAGAGGAUUAACAUUAGUGGAGAAGAUACUAGUGGGGUACACAUCAGUGACUUAGAACAUGCCUCCAAAGCACUUGUUAAAGCGUUGAUACUGAGACAGAAGUAUAUGAUGUUAUCUCAUCAAAGUUUUCCUAUGAUAACGGCCAGGUUUCUUCAGAAUCUUCUAGACAAUGAAGAUUUUAAAGGCAUGAAGGAAGGGUUUGCUGGAAACUGCCUCAACCCUGAAGAGAAGAGUCAUCCCAUAGAUCCUCCACCAAAGACGGGAGAUCCUUUUGAUGUACCUAUCCCAGAAGGUGUUGGCUGUCACCUUAAAAUGAAACAAGGAGUGACCUAUGUAUACGCUGACGAAGAAGCUCUUGCCAAUGAUAAACCUUUAGAACUACCCUACCCUGUUCUUAAAUCAUUUAUAGCUGAUCAGAAUCUCAUGUAUACUCUCAUCAGUGAUGGCCCUUUAAAAUCAUUCUGCUACAGAAGGUUGUGUUACUUGUCUGCCAAGUUUAAUAUGCAUAUAUUACUGAAUGAACUGAAAGAGUCCGCAGCCCAGAAGGAAGUAUCUCACAGAGAUUUCUACAAUAUAAGAAAGGUGGACACUCACAUCCAUGCCUCUUCUUGUAUGAACCAGAAACAUUUGUUAAGAUUCAUCAAGAAGAAGAUGAAGACAGAAGAAAACGAAGUUGUUUGUUUUGAUAAAAAGUUGAACAAAGAAAUGACCCUGAAAGAGGUUUUUUCCAGCAUGGAUUUGAAGCCCUAUGAUUUGAAUGUAGACAUGUUGGAUGUGCAUGCUGACAGAAACACAUUUCACAGGUUUGACAAAUUCAAUGCCAAGUACAACCCCAUCGGACAAAGUCGACUCAGAGAGAUCUUCAUUAAAACAGAUAAUCACAUCAAUGGAAAAUACUUUGGUCAAGUCCUUAAGGAAGUAAUGAGUGAUCUGGAGGAGAGUAAAUAUCAGAAUGCUGAGUACAGACUUUCUAUUUAUGGCCGAUCUCGUGAUGAGUGGGACAAACUAGCCAAGUGGGCAGUCAACCAUAAGGUGUACUCAAAUAAUGUACGAUGGCUUAUCCAGGUGCCAAGAUUAUAUGAUGUUUACAAGUCUAAUAAUUUGGUGAACAGUUUCCAGGAUGUCCUUGAGAAUAUAUUCUUGCCAUUAUUUGAAGUGACCAACGAUCCUAGUUCACAUCCAGAGUUACAUGCUUUCCUGAGAUAUGUAUCUGGAAUUGACUCCGUAGAUGAUGAAUCUAAAUCAGAACAUAUCCAGUUUACUAAGGAUACACCUGAACCAGAAGAUUGGACUAGUGUAGAAAAUCCACCAUAUACAUACUACUUAUACUUUAUGUAUGCUAAUCUGGCUGUUCUAAACCACUUCAGAAGAGAAAGAGGAAUGCACACAUUUGUCCUGAGACCACAUUGUGGAGAGGCAGGAAAUGUUACACAUCUCGUAGCAGGAUUCUUAUUUGCUGAAAAUAUUGCCCAUGGCUUAGUACUAAGAAAGGUUCCUGUACUGCAGUAUCUGUACUAUAUGUCUCAGAUAGGGAUAGCUAUGUCACCACUGAGUAAUAACUCAUUGUUCCUUAACUAUCAACGUAAUCCACUGCCAGAAUAUUUCAACAGAGGUCUGAAUGUAUCCCUGUCCACAGAUGAUCCACUGCAGUUCCAUUUCACUAAGGAACCUUUGAUGGAGGAGUAUAGUAUUGCUGCCCAGGUCUGGAAGCUAAGUUCUGGUGAUAUGUGUGAGAUUGCCAGGAACAGUGUUCUACAAAGUGGAUUUGAACAUGAGGUAAAACAGAACUGGCUUGGACUGAAUUACACCAAAGAAGGGGUAGCAGGAAAUGAUGUGACCAGAACAAAUGUAUCCAGUAUCCGUGUGGCAUAUAGAUAUGAAUCGUUAGUGGAUGAGCUCCGCUGUAUCUCAAGUGGUGUUAAGUCAUAUAAUAAAUCUCGUAAAUCUGAAAACUCUUUGUCAUCCGCCUAGACUUUCAUACAGGACCUUUUUGGGUCAUUUGUGAAGAAGAGAGGACACACUAUUUGUUUUCUUGUUGUGAUUGUCUGAUCCUAUCCACAUCUCCUUUGCAAUUUCUCAAAAGAAUCAAUCUUUAAGAGUGUUAUAUUGCACUAUCAAAUCGAUCUAAUAUCAUUAAUACUUAAGGGUUCACACAAGCUCAUAAGUAGUAUGCAUAUCAUAUCUUAUAUAUGUUUUAUUUCUUUAUGAAAAGUUUUAUGCAGAUUUACAUGGCCAGACAGUUUUAUCUACAUGGUUUAUGUGAGUUAUGUUCAAGUUUAAUCUUAUGCUACUUUUAUGAAAAGGAAAAGAAGUUUUUCACUACUUGGUACCAUUCUCUUCCCAUUAAUUUAAGGGGUUUCUUAAACCAAAAACAGCCACUAAUUCAUAAGUCCAACUGAAUUGUACCACUUGAUUAAAAAUGCUGUGACAGGUGGCUCAUUAAUGUUGCCAGUGUCAUGGGUUAAUAUUUUCCCUGUUUUUGAGAUAAAGGUGGCUUCAUUUUUGUCUGUUACAUGUCAUAAAAGUGUGUGUGUGACUCAGCUUCUUUUAAAUAGCAUUAAUGUAUGAUGGUUAACACUAAAGCUUUGUUCAUAGAUUGAAUAUCAAUAUAAAACUGUAUUUGACGGCCUUGAUUAUGUUUAGUUUACAUGGGGAAAAUGAAUAUUAAACACAUUUGGCUAUUUUGCUAUCAUUAAUUUUGUUUCAAUAUUAUGUAUGUAUUUUCUUAUUAUUUGUUGAUGCGAUCAUUUUGUUUUUUAGUUAGAUUUUGUUAAAGUAAUUUUAAAUGUCUAAGUUUUAUUCAGAAUUUGUGUAAUAAAAUUGUUAUAGUAUUGAGCAUAACUAUUUGAAUAACAGAUUUGUGUUAUUUCAAUCAGUUUUGCAUUUCAAUGACUUCUUUUUAUGUAAACAGAAUUUUGUAUCGUAUUGUUAAAUCAAAGAAUGUUAUGUGUAUAACUAUAUUCUAACUGCCAUGGUCACCCUUUAAAAUAAUAAAAUUAAAUGAAAAAAGAGCUUAUUGGUAGUUUGUUUUAGCUUUGAUAAUUUCAUUUUUAUAAGUUUCUGUGUUAAAUCAAAGACAACAAAACUCUGUGUUCAAGUUCUAUAUUGUUUUAAAAAAAAAAUUGUUGCAAAUUGUUUGUAAAUAGAAAAAAAUAUUAUAAGCUUUACAAGGUACAAAUAGGUUAUUUAUGAUGGUAAGGUUAGGUUAUAUAUCGACUUGAUACCUUACAGAGCAAAACUUUCUAUUUUUAAACUGUGAUAUAAGUAAAAGAUCUCACUUAUAUAUUAUUAGUGUAUGCCAAAUUUUGUGACAAAUCAAUGUUUUGUGUAUAUGUACAUAUAUACUAUGUAAAUUACAGUUGACAAUGUCAUGAAUAGGUGUUGUGAAAGUGAAGUGAUUCUUUGUGAUGAACUGUUUUCUUAAGUGAAUUGUCAUAUUUGUACCUAACUUAGAUGGAAUGUGUUCACUACAUAUAUACAAACUUUUGGAAAAACGGGUUUAAUACAUAGAUACAAACUUUUAUUCCUCCAUUUUAUUUUAUUUUAAUCUUUAGCUCAACAUAGUGCAAGCUCAACAGAUAUUUAGAGUGUUAAUAAACUUUAUAAAAAGAUGACAUUUCUAAAUCCUAAAAAUAGCUUUAAAUUUAAGUGGCAUUAUUGAAAACUAUUUAUAGAUAGUUAUGAGGUGCUUUUUUUUUCUUUACUGCCAUCAGUGAUUAAUGUGAAGUAUUGUAUUGUAUUUUAUAGAAUAAUAUAUAAGUUUAAAAUAACACUGCCCUAUCGGUUGUUAUUGUAAUGUAUUGUAUUGUAAUUUAUAAAACUAGCUAAAAGUUAUUAGAAUGCAGUAAAAACAUAUUUUAUUGUAUAUAAUGCACACAAAAAAUAUCCAUGUAGUUAUAUAGGCAGUUAUCCUUCAAUAAAGUAGAGUUGUAUCUCCUACCUAAUAAAGGCAGGCAAGUCUGUGUCUGCUUUUUUGUUGGUCUAUCAUUAUAAACAACAUUCCAAUAAAAAACCAUACCAUAUUUGGUUGUGUAGAAUACACACUUUUUGAAAUUUAGAUACAGUGAAAUUACACAUUUUUAUUCUGGAUAAUUUUGUUUCCUGCAAAAUUAAGUUAAGGUUAUAAAACUUGUAUAAUUCGAAAUUGCUAAAAGGCAAAAUUGUAACAAAUUAGUUUGUCAAAAGAUAACUGUUCUAAUGUUCCUUGAAAGUAAAUUCCCAUAUAAGCAAAGUAAGAGGCUUGUGUAGAUCAAAAUUUUAUGUAAAGACCUACAAUAUAGGUAAUAUUUAAUAUACUUUGAAGAAUGAAUUAUAUCUUUAUUCACUAAAUUAAUAUGCUUCCUGUUUAUUUGUUUAUGAGUGUAACACUUUGUUAAUUAAUUAAUUAAUCAAUCUGUGUUUUGUUGGAGAUAUUUAUUGAAAGACUUUUGCUGUUUUAUAGCUGUAUAACUUAUUGUUAAUGACAGAAGAUGAGCAUAAUGUUCUAUUUUCAAGUAUGGCAACUGCAAAUAUUUUAAAUAUCAAAGUGGUUUUUUUUUAAAUUGGAUGAAUUCAAAAUAAUUUCGGUUUGUUUUUAAUUUUAUAAAUAAAAGACUACAGAUAAAAGAAAUUAAAGUCAUUUAUGAUCUGAGAAUGUCUCUAGUGAAAAAAUAUUCUAGCCUCUGUUACUUCAAAUGAAAUUAGAAGUAAGUUGUACAUUAAAUUUUAUCUAAAACUUAACUUGCUUAUAAAAAAUAUUUUAAAAGAUGGUGUCAAACUUCAGAAAUCUCUAAGAGUCCUGUAUAAUACAACACACAGACUGGUGAUUGAAUACUAGCUAUAGGAGGGCUGUACAAGUACAUGCUUCUGUAAGCUUACCACUUGAACAAAUAUAUUGUGAAAAUGUUAUGAAGUCCAGAAAUAUAUUGCUGUUAUACCACAUGAUUGUUAAAGGAGAAAUAUAUCUCUCAGAUACCACAUGAUUGUUGAAAGAGAAGUAUAUCUCUCAGAAGCAUUGAAUUGUUUGUUGACAUAUAAAUAUAAUUUAUAGAAUUAUUAUUAUUGUUUUGAUGUUUUCUGUGAUUCAAUUAAAGUGCAAUUUUGGUCAACAAAGAUGCCAAAGAU
Messenger RNA from Mytilus trossulus (common blue mussel), 5712 nucleotides. RefSeq names its product AMP deaminase 2-like. The transcript is spliced from 18 exons. Bases 151 to 2580 code for a protein of 809 amino acids. NCBI's taxonomy places the organism in Eukaryota, Metazoa, Mollusca, Bivalvia, Mytilida, Mytilidae. Gene Ontology annotation, biological process: AMP metabolic process; IMP salvage. The record is from RefSeq and is a predicted model, not a curated record. Gene Ontology annotation, cellular component: cytosol. Gene Ontology annotation, molecular function: AMP deaminase activity.